Alnus glutinosa is the source of this 1024-nucleotide messenger RNA. Its product is annotated as nudix hydrolase 18, mitochondrial-like. The transcript has 5 exons. Gene Ontology annotation, cellular component: nucleus; cytoplasm. The record is from RefSeq and is a predicted model, not a curated record. Lineage: Eukaryota; Viridiplantae; Streptophyta; Magnoliopsida; Fagales; Betulaceae. Gene Ontology annotation, molecular function: pyrophosphatase activity. Bases 109 to 675 code for a protein of 188 amino acids.
GGAGUAUAUGGGUGGUAGAGAGGCAUCUGUUUUGUUGUUCUCCUUGCUCAGUUUGUUUUUGUUGAAUUGAGAGAAGGAAGGCCUUCUAAAAAUCCUGCAAAUCUUUGUAUGUAUGUUUUUCGCGCUUUCUUAAAGAGAAUUCGCUUAGAUUUUGCGGAAAAAUAUAAAAUGGUCUCCAUGGUGUCCUCCCGCACCGGCAGGUGUUUGCAGCGCUACGAUAGGAAAGGCUAUCGCCAAGUUGUUGGAUGCAUACCGUACAGAUACAGAGAUACCAGCCAAUCUUCUUCCAUUAAGGAAUUAGAAGUUCUUCUGAUUAGUUCACAGAAGGGUCAAGCAAUGAUGUUCCCAAAGGGAGGUUGGGAACUUGACGAAUCUAUGGAAGAUGCGGCCAAGCGUGAGACUUUAGAGGAAGCCGGUGUUACAGGCAAAGUCGAAAAGAAAUUGGGCAUGUGGUUGUACAAGAGCAAGAGAUGUGACAUAAUGCAUGAGGGCUACAUGUUCCCUUUGCGUGUCAACAAGGAGUUAGACCAGUGGCCGGAGAAAAAUCUCAGGCAACGGAAAUGGAUGACCGUGGCCGAAGCUGGAGAAGUGUGUCAAGGUGCGUGGAUGAAGGAAGCUUUAGAUAAGCUUGUUAAUCGACAAUUGAAACCUCAGGAAGCAAAUGAAACAACAUAGAAGAACACAGGCAGUGUCCUUGGCUUGUUUUCUCAAUCUGCCACAUCUGGCAUGAGGGUGGCCUGCGGCUUCUGUUCUGAACAACGAACGACUGGACCAAGAACGAGUGGGGGAGGGGGCAAAAGAUGUCAAGCAGAACCAAAACUUGGAUUUCCAACAUAAGCAGGAAUUGAAGAACUUUUGUAUCUGUUCUUGGUGUCUUCAUUCUUUGAUUUUUUGUUCUCAAUUGAGAGUGUUAACACAAAUUCGCGAAUCUUAGGAUGUGUAGUUGAAGGCAGCAGAGGAAUCUGUUACCAUUUACAAAUUCGAUUCAUUCUUCAAUCUAAUUGCUUCGAUUCUUUGUGUAUCA